UGCACAGGCGUGGAAUGCUUGCCCCAGCGAGGUCCCAAGUGGAGCUAAGAAGUUGGGUUGGAGCGGAGGUGGCGGCAAAGGACCAGGUCGCGCCUCGAAGAGGCAGUGAAGCUGAACUGCACGGCGAAGAUCAUGCAAGCAGUGGCGCUUGGCGCCCUCCAGCAGGCGACGCCCCGAUCUGGCGCAUCAUCUGCUUACCGGGAUGAGCAGUCACUGCCUGAAUUCAACGGGGCUUGUUUCCAGAUGCACCCUGUGCUGAAAGCCUUUGUUUGUGGUUCCAUUAGUGGUACCUGCUCCACUCUUCUAUUCCAGCCUCUAGACCUGCUUAAAACUCGGCUGCAGACCCUGCAACCAUCUGUCAAUGGGUUGGGUCGUGUUGGGAUGGUAACUUUGCUCUUUAAGGUUUUUCGCACAGAAAGUUUCCUAGGGCUAUGGAAGGGUACUUCUCCUUCAUUCAUAAGAUGCAUCCCAGGGGUGGGAAUCUACUUCAGCACCUUGUAUGUGACCAAACAGAGCUUUCUGCAGGGUCGUUCACCUACAGCCCUGGAGUCUGUUCUCUUGGGUGGAGCCUCACGCACUGUAGCGAUUAUUUGCAUGUUGCCUAUCACCGUGGUGAAAACGCGAUACGAGAGUGGAAGGUAUGGCUAUGAAAGUGUGCAUGGAGCUUUGAGAAGUAUCUAUCGGUCGGAAGGUGUCCAAGGCUUGUUUAGUGGCUUGACAGCAACUCUCCUUCGAGAUGCACCCUUUUCUGGCAUUUAUCUGAUGUUUUACCUGCAGACCAAAAAGCUCAUAUCCUAUGACCAGUUGGAUCCACUGAUCACACCUUUAGUGAACUUUGGCUGUGGAGCCAUUGCUGGGAUUCUGGCAUCACUGGCUACUCAGCCUGCUGAUGUCAUCAAAACUCAUAUGCAGCUGUCAUCUGAGAAAUACCUCCGAACGAGCCAAGUGAUUGCCUUAAUCUUCAGGGAUUAUGGGUUGGUCGGCUUCUUCUGUGGUGCCGUCCCAAGGACCUUAAGACGCACACUGAUGGCAGCAAUGGCUUGGACUGUAUACGAACAAAUGAUGGCUAAAAUGGGUUUGAAAUCUUGAGCCACUUGAAUAGAAAGACACUCAAUCAAACUCUGUCUUCUCCCACUCACUGUGAAAGACUGGUGUUCAGAACAAUUCCAUCUGGGAGGUGACUUGUAUCCACUUCUGGGGAUGCAUGACCUGACUUGUAAGGCAGUCAGUGGACUAGGCUGAUAAAUCUUCCUCUUAGAGAUGGGAGAGAGUGGAAUGAAAUAUUGCUUUGGUUGUGAUGGCAAAAGCAUUCCAGGAAGACCCUGAGAUAUGAGGAGUGUGUAAGCUGUGCUGCUGAGGCUCGGCUUCUUCAGAAGGAGCCUUUUCGGAGAGCACACAAGAAAGACUAUUGGAGAGGAAAAGUUGGCAUUUGGGACUUCUGAAUCAUAAAAACCUCAUCACCCACUGUGGCGACUUCAGUCUCCUAGACUGCAUGCUCCCUCUCCUGUCUGUUGUCCUCUUCUCUUGCUUGUACACCAAACCAAAAAAUAGGGUACAGAGGGCAAUCUUACAAAGAUUGCACCAAGCCCCUCCCUUCCAUAGCUUACCUAGCAUAAUCGUUAGUGUGUUUAAGUUUUAGAAUUGGUGAACGUUGUGACUGAAAGCAACGCCAGGAAACACUCUAUCUUGCCAUUCCUUAUUGAAAACUAGUGUACUGCAGGGAGAUCCCAAACCUGGGUGCCUAGAUGUUGUAGAAAUACAACUCCCAUCAUCCCCAACCACACUGGUGAUGAUCACUGUGGAUGGGAAUGGAGCUGUGGUCCAACAACACCUGGGGGCCCAAGGCUGAGAAACCUGAAGCUGUAGGUUUCAUUUAUAUGUCAUUUGUUUCUUUUUAAUGGCUCAUGUGAUCCCCUUAAACGCCUUGAUUUUCUUCCUCCAAAUGUGCAUGAAGUGGAGGGGGAAACAAAACUAUUGAAGAAACUUCAGAAUCAAAUACUGACACUAAUCCCUUGAAACUAAGACGUUCUUGGUCUACCUGUUAUUGGGCAGCUGUCUUCAACAAAGCUGGUUCUGAUAUCUUGUAUUCCCCGCCCCACCCCCCCAGCAGAGUCUUACCUGGCCUUGCUUACUCUGCACUCCUUACUUGAAGAACCAGCUUUUGCAGCUAUGUUGCAAUGCUAGAGUUAGCUUUAGGAGAAUCGUUUAUGAUGGUUGGCAAAAAUAAGGGGAGGCAGAGGCCCGGUCUGAAAUACUGGAAUGUAAUAUCCAGCAUGGCUCCUGCUAAUCUCCUAGGGCAGUGCUUUCCACAUUAAGGGGGAAAUCUCCAUGUCCUCUUCUCUAAUGUUUGAGACUUAGAAGCCUCUUUGGAAAACCACCCUUAUUUAUUUAGAUUCUGAAGGAACUCCACUUAACUUCUGAGUGCUCGAACAACCUAGUCCUGCUCUGUUUCUUCAUAGUGUGUUUCUUUUAAAACACUGAUUUUUUAAAAAUGUUCCAUUUUAAAGAAUUAAAAAAUAAAAACAUCUGCUUUCCCUGUU
Molecule: messenger RNA, 2540 nt
Organism: Hemicordylus capensis (graceful crag lizard)
Lineage: Eukaryota; Metazoa; Chordata; Lepidosauria; Squamata; Cordylidae
Gene: SLC25A38
Product: solute carrier family 25 member 38
Exons: 8
Coding region: 133-1089 (318 amino acids)
Biological process (GO): glycine import into mitochondrion
Cellular component (GO): mitochondrion; mitochondrial inner membrane
Molecular function (GO): glycine transmembrane transporter activity
Source: RefSeq, a predicted model, not a curated record